CUUCUAACAAGUCAUCGAUGACAAACCAUGAGAGGUGUUCUGGAGUGUGAAAUAUCGCGAGAGCGCUCAGUAACACAGCCGUUGCCCAUCGCGAGACUAUCAUCCAGUCCUUUGCCUUGACUCCAGCUGGUAGCCUGCCUGCCGUUGACGGCUCUUUUGCAGUUGAGGUGAGAACCACCGGUCAUCAUGGGAAACAUCUUCGGGAACCUGUUGAAGAGCCUGAUAGGCAAGAAGGAGAUGAGGAUUCUCAUGGUGGGUCUGGACGCUGCUGGGAAAACCACCAUCCUCUACAAGCUGAAGCUGGGGGAGAUCGUGACCACCAUUCCCACGAUCGGUUUCAAUGUAGAGACAGUGGAGUACAAGAACAUCAGCUUCACCGUGUGGGACGUGGGCGGCCAGGACAAGAUCCGUCCCCUGUGGAGACACUACUUCCAGAACACCCAGGGUUUGAUCUUCGUGGUGGACAGCAAUGAUCGUGAGCGCGUGAAUGAAGCUCGGGAGGAGCUGAUGAGGAUGCUGGCUGAAGACGAGCUGCGGGAUGCUGUUCUCCUCGUCUUUGCCAACAAACAGGACCUGCCCAAUGCCAUGAACGCCGCAGAGAUCACAGACAAGCUGGGCCUACACUCCCUACGCCACCGUAACUGGUACAUCCAAGCCACCUGCGCCACCAGCGGAGACGGUCUCUAUGAGGGCCUGGACUGGCUGGCCAAUCAGCUGAAGAACAAGAAGUGAUGGGUACGGUCAGUAGAGCGGGGAAGAGCCUGGGUGCCAGCUCCAGGUAGAGGUUAUAGUGGAUCCAUUGUGUUUACAUGGAGAGGUAGUGCUGAAAAGCUCCCAGGGGGUGACUCUCAAUGGCUUUCCCCCCCGAAAUUACUUUCAUUUCAUCUCUUUAUUUUCAGUCAUGUGAUUUAUUUGGAUCUGCAGUGAGCGUUUUGAAAUAUUUACAAACCAAAUGGUGUCGAAGUUGACCGAAAUUACUCACAUUCUUACAAGCUGAAUAUUGGGAUGUAAUAGUAUAAUGUUACUGUAAAGGCAUAUUUAUUCCCCUCUACUUUGCAGUCUGUAUGGCCUCUGACCUCCAUCACCUUAUAAAUCCGUCCAGAAAAGGUGAUGAUGGCAGAGCAACCUUCCCCCAGAUACUUUAAACUUGAUGUUUAUAAAUUAUAAAGAAUGUCUUAAUAGCAUAGUGGGAGAACUAUCUCAGAAUACUAUCACAUUGUUUUUAAACAGUAUACUCAUACAGGCUCCGAUAAAUGUCUUGUUUUACCAUCAUCAGAUCACGCGCUUCAGAGCAAAACUUUUAUUUUUAAAAACUUAUUUUAGAUUUUAUUUAUUUAAAUGUAUUUAUUUUUAUCUGGAUUUUAAUCAUUUUAUCGACACAAAACAUGACAAAGUACUGGAUAGUCUCAGACAAUUCAUAUUUUUGUCAGCAUUUAUUUAUUUAUUUAUGUAUUUAUCUAUUCCCUGUUCGUUUUAAGUGCAUCACAUGGUUUUCCCUCCCGUUAUUGCAAUGUGCAUUCAAUGCUAAGGCAGCUGUUGGAAAAAGAAAAGAAAAGAAAAAAAAAAAAGUAGCCCCGGUAUCACUGUAUAUUGCUGCUUCCCAAACUGCAUGGAGAUGUCCCAGUGCCGGCUCGUGGGCUUGUGAAGAGCUGCGUGAACUACCGCAGGCCGCUGCUGUAAAUAAAGAUUGGUUCUAAUAGUCGACUUGCCCGGCUCAAUAAGGGUUAACAACAAUUUUGUCUGGCGUCAGCGAGGUGUGACAGCUGAACUGAUACAGACGACAGAACGGGCACACUGUACCGCCUCUGUGGCUUGGGAAGAAAAAUGAUGCUGCUAUUGGCCUGCCCCGUGGAGAGUGAUGCAGCGGAGCAUGUGAUUGGCAAUAUCAGAGAGCUUACACGGUUCCGAACGUCUGAUUUUUUUGAUACAGUUUGCGCGAGCAGCUGCACCAUAUCUGUCAACAAGAACUCACAUAGCUUGUCAUCCUGAUUUAUCCAUCCCUAAUUGGCGUGACACUACAUGUUUCUUGUUUUAACAGUAUCUCUGUAACACUAAACGCAUUAUUGUUGUAAAAAAAAAAAAAUGUAACGUCUGUUUUGUUUUUUUUCUUGUAUUUUUGAAUUGAGUAUUUAUUUAUGUUGGACCAAAAGGCAAGUGUUGAUUUUCGUGUUUUAUUUUUCUUGAUUUGCUUACUAGAUCAGACGGUCGUCUUUUUGAGUGUUCACGCGGAUCACGUAAUGAAAAAAAAAAAAAUUAGGAGAGGGGAUGAAAGUAAUACUGCAUCAUAAGGCAUGUUAAUACUGUACAAGAUCUGUAAUAAAAAGUGAAUUAUAAUAGCCUGUUUCCUCAGACUAUAUUUGUUAGUCUAAAUUACUGCUGCUGGUUGGAACAAUGCUGUACUGAUAAAUGUUAUGGAUUUAGUGUAAAGUUUACCAAACAAACUUCUAAUAUGCAAAAGCAUGCUUUUUCUAUGUCAGCGCAAAUGUAUAUAUGUUUAUGUAAUAAGAAAAGCAUACCAUGGUACUCAAAUUGAAAGUGUUAUUGAUACACCUGAAGAUAUUGGGGUCAGUGUGUUGGCGGAUAUGUAUAACUGACAGCAGCUUGUGUGUGUGACGUGCCCUCUAUUACAUUCGGUUUGGUGUGAAAAUUGUUUUCGUGGCCUUAUAUUGCAGGUGGUUAAGUUCUCUUUGAUAACAGGUUUGUAUGUAGGAAUGUCCGACAUUCAAGUAUCUCACCUAUGAUCUGUAACACUGAUGCACUCCCAGUACUGUUGUGGCUCAACAUCCUUCUUUCAAUGACUAUUGGCCGACUUUUAAACUUGAAACAAAAUGCAGAAGAAGCGAGACUGCAGAACAUUCCAGCUGAUAAUGAUUAUUCAAAAAAGGGAACAAACUGAACAUGGAUUCAUUGAAUUUCGGAGGAAUAUAAUCAAAAGGAGGAGAUAAAAGCAACACAAACUGGUGCAAAAGUGUUGAACAAUUUAAUGAUUCCUGGCACUACAUCGAUCAAUCAAUAAAACGACCAAAACACAAA
Acanthopagrus latus (yellowfin seabream) is the source of this 3033-nucleotide messenger RNA. It is a transcript of the gene arf3a, whose product is annotated as ADP-ribosylation factor 3a. The record is from RefSeq and is a predicted model, not a curated record. Gene Ontology annotation, molecular function: GTPase activity; GTP binding. The coding region runs from base 187 to 732 and encodes 181 amino acids. Gene Ontology annotation, cellular component: cytoplasm; plasma membrane. Gene Ontology annotation, biological process: intracellular protein transport; vesicle-mediated transport. The transcript is spliced from 5 exons. NCBI's taxonomy places the organism in Eukaryota, Metazoa, Chordata, Actinopteri, Spariformes, Sparidae.